Durusdinium trenchii is the source of this 1210-nucleotide messenger RNA. Lineage: Eukaryota; Dinophyceae; Suessiales; Symbiodiniaceae. The record is from the annotation of a GenBank genome assembly.
GUGGCAAGCAAACCCGAACCGCUUUGGUAAAAGAAGGCAAUCUAAAUGAUUAGAAAUGAUGCAGUCUAGAUCAACAUGGUGGACCAUCCUUGCAAUCCAACAAACAACAUAAAAUCACACAUGGAUGAUCGCCGCGCUUGGUUUCUUGACCUGUGCCAUGAUCAAGUCCAAGCUCGUAGACAAACUCUUUGACGGCCCGAUUGACAUUGUUGGAGACAUCCAUGGAGAGUGUGGUGCUCUUGUCAGCUUGCUUGACCGCCUCGGCUAUGAUGGCAAUGGGAACCACAAGGAGGGCCGGCGAUUGGUUUUCAUUGGAGACCUCGUAGACCGCGGGCCCGAUUCACCUGGUGUUGUUCGUUUGGUGCGACGCCUGGUGCAGUUGGGAAAGGCCCAAUGCAUUCUGGGAAAUCAUGAACUCAACAUUUUGCGCGGAGAGCACAAGCAUGGAAAUCACUGGUUCUUUGGCGAGCCUGAAAUUAUCCGGAAGGAUAAAGAGGCGAAGAGCUUCCAAGUGUUGGCAGAUGAAGAGAUGAGGGCAGAGGUGAAGGCCUUUUUCCUGAGCCUGCCGAUGGCCUUAGAACGCGAUGACUUGGUUGUUGUCCACGCAGCCUGGGAUGAGGAGUCAGCUGAGAAUCUCCGAACCUUUGAAGGGAGCGUCAUCGAUGCUUACGAUAUUUUUGAUCAAAGAAUUCAGGACGGAAUACAGUUUGAUGGUAUCACUGACCAAGACGAGAUCGAUAUGCGGGAACAGAAUCGAAACCCUGUCAAAGUCCUCAGCUCCGGGUACGAAGGACGUGCGCCGGAGCCUUUCUUCGCGGGUGGAAAAAUGAGAAAUUUGGAACGCUUGAAGUGGUGGGAGAACUAUGCCGCAAAGGACGGCAGGUUGGUUGUGAUUGGACACUAUUGGCGUCGGUUUCUGGAUGAAGUCCAUCCAACGGUGUUUGAGAAACAUCCGAAAGGCUUUUUGCCAUCUGGAGUUGAUAUGUUUCCUGGCUAUUCGCCUGAUUCCCUCCUUGGCAUCAACAAGAAGGUGAUUUGUGUGGACUUUUCCGUUGGGGUCCGUUUUGAGGAGAGAGGUAUGGGUUUGCCAGAAGGUGGCCUUGGCACACAACUGGUGGCCCUUCGUUUCCCUGAUCUUCUUUUACAAAGAAGUGAUGGACUGAUCUUGCCGGUGAAGUAGCUAGCCAUCACAGAGUUCGACCUGAAAAAA